GCACGAACGAGCGCACCCUGUAAUCACACUGACUGACUGUCGGUGAAUGAGAUAAACAAAGAGCCGGUGACUUUCCAGGAAAACAGACAAGCUCCUCAAGCUCCACGUAAACAUGGAUACUGGUCUGAGUCAGGAGAAGGUGUCCACCUUCAUCAAGCGGCUGCGGGCCGAGCCACGCUACCUGUUGGCCCAGAAUGUGUCGACCUGCAUCGACCCGUUGGAGGUUUGUCUGCACCGGCAGACUGUCCAGGAUACCGUGCACAUCUUCCAGCACUCUAUCCCCACAGAGGGCAAGCCCGUCACCAACCAGAAAAACACAGGGAGAUGUUGGAUCUUCUCGUGCCUCAACGUCAUGCGACUUCCCUUCAUGAAGAAAUUUAACAUAGAGGAGUUUGAGUUUAGUCAGUCCUAUCUUUUUUUCUGGGACAAGGUUGAGCGUUGCUACUACUUCCUCCAGGCCUGUGUGGAGACGGCACAGAGGAAGGAGCCGGUGGACGGACGCCUGGUGCAGUUUCUGCUCUCCAAUCCAACCAAUGACGGAGGACAGUGGGACAUGCUGGUCAACCUCAUUGAAAAGUAUGGCGUGAUUCCAAAGAAAUGCUUUCCAGAGUCCCACAGCUCGGAGGCCUCGCGCAGAAUGAAUGACAUCCUUAAUCAUAAGCUGAGAGAAUACUGCCUAAGACUGAGGAACAUGGUGGCCAGUGACGCCACUAAAGCGGAACUGUCUGAUGCUAUGGACACCAUGAUAGAGGAGGUGUUCCGGGUGGCCAGCGUUUGUCUAGGCAGCCCCCCUGAGACCAUCUGCUGGGAGUACAGGGACAAGGACAAGAACUUCCAACGCAUGGGACCCCUCACCCCGCAGGAGUUCUACAAGGAGCACGUCAAACCUCUAUACAACAUUCAGGACAAAGUCUGCCUCGUGAACGACCCCCGACCCCAGAACCCUUACGGGAAGCUGUACAGCGUGGAGUUCCUCGGUAACAUGGUCGGUGGCCGCACCACGCUGUACAACAACCAGGCCAUCCAGCUGCUUAAAAAGUCUGCGGCUGAUUCCAUCAAGGAGGGGGAGGCGGUGUGGUUCGGUUGUGACGUCGGGAAACAUUUCCACGGCAAGCUGGGCAUUAACGACAUGAACGUGUUCAACCAUGAGCUCGUGUUCGGAGUGUCCGUGAAGAACCUCUCUAAAACACAGCGGCUGAUAUUCGGAGACUCCCUCAUGACCCACGCUAUGAUCCUCACUGCUGUCACGGACAAGGAUGGGAAAGAAGGCUUUGAGAAGUGGAGGGUGGAAAACUCCUGGGGCGACGACCGUGGGAACAAAGGUUACCUGAUCAUGACGGACGAUUGGUUCUCCGAAUAUGUGUACGAGGUGGUGGUAGACAAGAAGUACCUCUCAGCUGAAGUCCUGGACGUGAUGCAACAGGAGCCCGUUGUGCUUCCUGCCUGGGACCCCAUGGGAGCCCUGGCAUAACUACAGAAUUCCAGGUUUUAGUCCCAACCUCUGGUCUAUUUGACUCCGCCCUAUUCAUCGGCUGCUUUUACCUCUCCAAUACCCCCCCCCCCCACACACACACACCACCUUCCAAAACAGCCUAAUCUUCUAGACAAAAUAAUAAAGAUUUUGUUUUCUUUUUUACUGGACUGCCUGGUUCUUUUGUCUGCCUUUGUUUUUUGCGAUGGUGUAAGGCUCUGAAUCUGGGCCUCAGCAUUUUAAAAGGUGGGUUUAUUGCAUCAUAAACACUUUUUAAUUUUGAAACAAGGCAGCUUCACAAACGAGCAGAAUAUUUAAUAGUUGUAUACUCACUAGUACUGUAUCACUGCUGUGUAAUUCCACUUAUACUCCUGUGUGCUCCAGAGUUUUAAACAUAUUUUUAUAUGAGACCAAUGGUCGUGUUUUUCACUGCGACUCUUUCCCCUCUUGGACACGUGCAAAACAGCAGUGAUUUACUGUGCUUGGAAUAACACUUGCAGAAUUUCCAAUAACACGCUAUCUUACCAUAACAUCCUGUCUCUACAAACACUGUUUAAACCAGAAAGGUAGCAUUUUUGGUAUGCAUGUGUAUAUGUAUUAUUUUUUGCCUGUAUCUCCCAUCUAAUAUUAAAAGCAGGAAAGGGUCCCACUUCAACAAUACUCGCUCCAUUUCUACAGAGAACAGCUUCUUUUUCCAAGCACUUCCUGUCCAGCCUCCUGUAAUCACUUCUCAGCGACGUUCCAACUCUUCCUGCGUUAAAACACUCCUGUCAAGGUAGGGACGACCUCUGACCUCCCAGCAGUUGGUCUGUCAGCUAAGUUCUUACUGUUCACCUUCUGCAGCGUUGUUGUUGAGAGCAUUCUGCAUCACUGGCCUAAUGUAGAAGGGAGGGCUUGGAUAGGAUAGCUUUUAGUGUCAAUUCAGCAAAAUCUAGAGGGGAAGAGGCCUUAUUUUAUUGCAAUUACAAUGACGCAUCUUUCCUGUCAGAUUGCACUGUGUACGGAGACAUACUGGCAUUAGAGUAAUCCUAAAAACAUGAUACAGCCUACCGUAAUAACUCCUACAUACUCCUACCCAUCAACCUGCAAUUUUUCAUCUUAGUUUCUCAACUUCUCUUUCCUGUUCUGGCAUUCCAGUUUAUCUGCAGCUUGCCUCGUGUGUUUUAUAUCCUCUUCUACUUUCUCCCGGUGUUCCCACAUCCGACAUGUUGCAGCCUCAGUGGAUUCAAAGACAAAGCCAGAGAUUUUGUGAAUUAUAGUGAAGCAGUUUAGAAAAAUGUACACUCUACAGAAGCUGGACAGAAGUUCUGAGAUUUAAGGGUUAAUUAAUAGCAGUCCCUACAAUCUAUUUCCUAGAAGUCCUCCCUCACAGGAAUGGUAUUUACUUUUUUUUUAAUCUGGGUUUGAUUUAGAGUGCACUGUAAAUCUUAGCUGGCGGAUCCCGGGUUUCGUAAUAUGUUCAAGAGGAAGUGGGAGAUACUUUUUAAUGAUAUUUCACCUUUGUGUAAAAGUUAUCACACAGAGUAAUCAGUUGCCAUGAAUAAACUGCACAGUCGAAUGUUUUCCGUAAACAAAUGUUUUUUUAAAUGUUUGAUAAAACAAAUGUGUGUGCGCAGU
Anarrhichthys ocellatus (wolf-eel) is the source of this 3088-nucleotide messenger RNA. RefSeq names its product bleomycin hydrolase (gene blmh). Gene Ontology annotation, cellular component: cytoplasm. The record is from RefSeq and is a predicted model, not a curated record. The transcript is spliced from 12 exons. The coding region runs from base 113 to 1471 and encodes 452 amino acids. NCBI's taxonomy places the organism in Eukaryota, Metazoa, Chordata, Actinopteri, Perciformes, Anarhichadidae. Gene Ontology annotation, biological process: response to toxic substance; L-homocysteine catabolic process; proteolysis. Gene Ontology annotation, molecular function: cysteine-type aminopeptidase activity.